Molecule: messenger RNA, 870 nt
Organism: Aptenodytes forsteri (emperor penguin)
Lineage: Eukaryota; Metazoa; Chordata; Aves; Sphenisciformes; Spheniscidae
Product: coiled-coil domain-containing protein 189-like
Source: RefSeq, a predicted model, not a curated record
AUGGCCCUGGCAGUUGGAUUGGCUGACUCUAGGUGGGGAUGGUGCGGGCCCUGCAAGGAAUGGGGUUGGGGACAACCUUGUUCCUGGACUUGGUGGUGGGCAGUGACCCUGACAGUGCUCACAGCCUUGCUCCUUCUGAAGGCCCUGGAUGCGGUGGCCAAGGAGCAACUUGAGACAGCCCCAACCCGCCAGGAUCAAUGGGUUGUGCUGACAGAGGUUCUGCCAGGCCCCCUCCUUCUGGAUGCCUACAAGAGGGCCCUGGAGCUGAGCCAGGAGCUAGACCUGGCCCCAGAGCCACUGUCAGGCCUGGUGGGCAUCGUUUGCCGCACCAUCACCAUGUGCACAGAGACACCUCUGCCUGAUGUGGAGGAAUGCUACACCUACUUCAGCAUCCCUCACAGACUUAUUGGCACCCAUGCACUCCUUUGCCCCCGAGUCAGUGUGGCCAUGUUUGGGCUGAGCCAGGUGGCCUGCAUUGCAGCCCAUGUCCUUGACACAAUCCUUCGGCAUGCCAAGCUCUACGCCUACAUCCUCACACCCCAGGUCUGCCUUGACCUGGUGUAUGUGGGAGGCCCCGAGAAUUGCCAAGAGGGAGAGGUGCUCACCGCCCUUCCCCAGGAGGAGGAGGAAGGAGAGACCCCUGGGAAGCCCAACACAGGGUCUCUGUUACAGGAGGUGGCAGUGCCUGAGCUGGUCCAGAUCCCUCUGGAGAUGCCUUUGAGCAAGGAAGACCUUUCUGGAUCCCCCCAGGCCUCACCCAGCGGCAAGAAACACCUUGGAAGACCCCAGGGUUCUUGCCAGGGCAAUAAAGGCCUCAGGCCCUGCCAGCAUCUCUGUAUCAUCUCUGGGACCUGCCCCCAUGUCCCCUAG